Molecule: messenger RNA, 3126 nt
Organism: Thelazia callipaeda (thelaziosis nematode)
Lineage: Eukaryota; Metazoa; Nematoda; Chromadorea; Rhabditida; Thelaziidae
Source: the annotation of a GenBank genome assembly
AUGGAUAGAGAAUAUUUAAUACGAGCUUUACGAGCUACUACUUGCUCAACUAAUCAAGAAGCGACAGCAUAUCUUGAACAGAACGUCAGGCUCUCAGGCUUUACUCCUCUUUUGCUUCAUAUUAUUAUGGAUGAUGGAUUAGAUGGUUCCUCCAGACAGGCGGCAGUGAUUUAUUUUAAGAAUGUGAUUAACAGGUAUUGGGUCAUAGAUGAGGAGGACAAGCAGUCAUUUUGUCUGUCUGAGCAAGAUAAGCAUCUUAUUCGUGAACUGAUAGUAGAUGCUAUUGUAUCUACACCAGAAGCUGUUCGAGUUCAACUAUGUACGACAGUUGGAGUGAUUACGAGACACGAUUUCCCGAAAAAUUGGCCUUCUCUUUUACCAAAAGUUGCUACUCUAUUACAUUCCGUAGAUGGGCCAUCUUGGUUAGGAGCUUUAUUAGUAAUACGACACCUGGUAAAGCUUUACGAAUAUCGCCGAGUAAAAGAAAAGUUACCAUUAGUAGAAGCAAUGAAUGUGUUAAUGCCAUUGCUUCUAGAACGUUUAAUCACUCUGAUGCCUGACGUGUCUCAGGAGUCGUGCUUGCUGCAGAAACUGAUUCUGAAAAUAUUCUAUGGUCUUGUUCAGUUUUCUUUGAAUUUGGAAAUGUUUGAUGGUCAGUCUCUUUCGCAAUGGUUGGAGCAGUUUCGAUUUAUCAUUGAAAGAUCAGUACCUGAGGAAGUGAAUGCGAUUGAUGAAGAUGAUCGUGAAAGAACAGUAUGGUGGAAGUGUAAAAAAUGGGCAUCUGCCAUUGUUGAACGGAUGUUUGAAAGGUAUGGUUCUCCUGGGCAAGUUCAGCUUCAUUAUUCUACAUUUGCGGAAAACUUUAUUACGCACUUUGCAAUUCCAAUAUUGAAUACGUGUUUGCAAGUUCUGGAUAGCUACCGAAAUGGGCAUUAUGUGUCAUCUAGAGUUCUCUACUCUUUGUUGCAGUAUAUUGAUACUGCUACUUCGCAGUCAAGGACUUGGAAAGUAAUCAAACCUCAUUGUCAAGAAAUUGUACGUAGUGUGCUAUUUCCGUUACUCAAAUAUUCGAAUGAAGAUGAUGAGCUAUGGAAUGAUUCUCCAGAAGAAUUCAUACGCAUUAAAUAUGAUGUUUACGAUGAGUUACACAAUCCAUCCGUAGCAGCAGCUAAUGUACUGACAGGUUUUGCAAGGCGAAAGUUUAUGCUUCAACCUAUUAUGGAGUUCACUUUAAGUAAUCUCACUUCUCAGGAUAUAGAUGUACGUGAUCAAGAAGGUGCUUUGCGAGCGCUAGGAGAACUCUUCACUGCUCUCACAAAAAGCAAGAAAUAUAAAAAUGUAAUCGAUGGAUUGAUGGAAAGACUCAUAAUUCCAAAAAUAACCCAUCCGGUACGAUUUAUACGGUCGAGAGCAUGCUGGACUGUCAAGCAAUUCGCUUGUGGUAAGUUGUCGGGUGCGCUCAUUGCACGCAUUUAUGAAGAGUUGGUUAACAGGUUAGCUGAUGCUAAUGAGGAACUGCCAGUGAAAGUUGAAGCGGCAAUAGCUGUACAGUACAUGUUAGAAGCACAAACAGCUUACCGUUCAGUUCUGAAACCACAUGUUCGCACUGUAAUUAUUGAAGUAUUGCGGUUGGUAGCUAAAGCGGAAAUCGAGGAACUGACGGGUGUAAUGGAAGUUUUAGUAGAAGAUUUUGUUGAUGACAUCAUUCCUAUUGCUGUAGAUGUCGCAGCAGAGUUGGCAAACAUCUUCUUGCAACUUUCGACUACAGUGAAUGAAGAAGAUGAUCGGACUGUGGCAGUAAUGGGAGUACUAACUACAUUAGGUUCAGUGCUAGAUAUGGUUGAAGAUAAUCAACUUAUUCUUCAUCACAUUGAAGAACAAGUUCGUAAGGUUAUCAAGUCCGUAUUGAGUCGUAAUCAAAUCGAGUAUUAUGAAGAAGUUUUGGCACUGACAAAUUCGUUAAUUACUUACUCAGUAAGUGAACCGAUGUGGGAAAUAUUUAUGGAUAUUCAUAAACUGGUAAUUACACAGGAGGGAAUGGCUUUUACAGAUGUUAUGCCUGUGUUGCAUACAUAUCUGACAGUAAAUAGUGAUAGUUUUCUGGCUCGACCAGAGCGUGUCAGAGCUUUCGUAGAAAUAGCUGUCAGUAUGUUUAGAGAAGAUGCAGAUGAAAGUGAUGAAGUACAUGCAGCGAAACUGAUCGAGUGCCUUAUUCUCGAGUGUCAGGGCAAAAUCAACAAUCUAGUGCCAAACCUCGUUCAAUUAAUUCUUACUCGAUUACAUCAGCCGAUUGAAAACUGUAGAACACUAAAACCAGCACUUCUAAUGGUCGUAAUAGCGGGUUUGUAUUACGAUGUGGAUAUGUUUAUCAACUUAUUACCUCAACUGCAACCUCAUGGAAACAAUACAUUGAACUAUUUGGUCAACGAACUUUUAUCAGUAGCUCGUUAUUUGGAAGGCGUUCAUUGUCUUAAAAUGACUGUAAUAGGUCUGUGCACGAUGGCGAGGUUGCCUGUUCUGCAUAGACCAACUUUGAUAGAUGAAAAGGCGCAGAAAAUCAAUGAAUUGAUCGUUUUGUUGCUAACUGGACUUCAGAAAGCAAUGACAACUAAAGCGGGGAAUCGCAUAGCGAAUGAAAAGAAAUCUGGUGGUAAGGAUGAGGAAGAAGUCGAACGAGACGAAGAUUUAUCGGACAGUGAAGACGAAAUAGAUGAAGAUAUUCUUGAUUAUUUGGAAGCUUUGGCUGAACAUCAAAAAAAGAAAGAAAGAACUGAAAGCGAUGUUCAAACAUUAGAGUCUGAUGCAUCGACAACUUCAGACAGUUGUGAUGAUGACUCAAUGGAAGCAUACUUUACCCCUCUUGACGAUGAUGAUACCACAGAUGUAUUCAUUUUCUACAUGGAAACACUUAACGCAUUAAGAAGUAACGAUGAAGGACUCUUCUACUCAAUGACCACAUGUACUGAUAAUGAAAAGCGAAUGUCGCUGGAAAGGUUACUACAGGUGUGUAAACAGCGAAUUUCUUUGGCAAAGAGCAAGAAAGUUGAACAGCAGGGGGGAUAUGCUUUUAAUGUAAACGCAACGGUACCUGACACAUUCAAUUUUGCUACUAGAAACUCGAAUUGA